AUGACGGACCAUCGCAACGCCAGCUUCUCGACUUCCAGCCCCGUUGCAGCUGGACAGUCGUCUCGAGGAUCAACACCCGUGUCAUCGACCGGUGCUGAAGCUCCGACCCGCCAUGGCGACAAACGUGGUUCGCUCACGGGCAGGACACACAAGCAUCGGUCCAGCAGCGGCUUCUUGCUGGCCGAUUCGCUACUAAACCGCCACAGACGGUCGAGACAUCGCAGCUCGGAGCCAGAUUCCCAACAUCAUCUUCAUCGUCAUCAUCAUUAUCAGCAGCAGCAGCAGCAGCAACAGGAGCUCUCACAGUCGCAAGACGUGAACGCACAACCGGAGACCCCCACCAGACCAUCAUGGAGCAGCACCGCCAGCCCGCAAACUCCCUCCUCCACGACGGAGACCCAGCGUACUUCCUUCGCUACCGAGUCUACCGCCGUGUCGUCCCCCUCCCCCUCGCGAUCAACCGUCUCCCAGCUGGAUCUGGAGUCCGCCCAGAUCGUCAACAUGGCCCUGACGCUGAGCGAGUCGAGGAGGCUUGCUGCAUCGAGAAGGACCGUCUCCCAGCCUGUCAGUAGCGGUGCCGCGCCACCGAGGCUGUCACCUCUACCGGAUGCUGGGGCUCCGGGGUCAAGUUUAAGAUAUCACCUCCAGCAGCAGCGACGGGCUGUCGGACAGCCGCGGACGGGAUCCCCUAAGCCAGAUCGUUCCCCGAAGAUGGUACCUACGGGGACGAACACCCUCACACCGAUGCACUCUUCGUUCGAGCAUACCACGCCACAGCCGUAUCGGUAUCAUUUCUCGCAGUCGACACUGGCGCGCGCGCAAAAGGCGAGGGAGUACCUCGAGCUGAUGGCCCAAUACCGGCGGUUAUUGGAGCUCGUGCCCCCGUUGGAGCCACCUCGGGAAAAGACGGCCAAGUCCCGGAAUGCCAGUCCGCCUGGUACACCGAGAGAUUCGGCUCCUGCAUCGAGAGUGUCGAGCUCCGAGCUGGAGACCAAGCUUGGACGGCCGUACAAUCCCCUGCAGUACAUCCGGAACCGCAAGGUGCGCGCGCGAGAGAGGAAGGCGAUUGACGGUGAAGCGCAGGGAUUCAAUGACGUGAAGAAGGUGUCGGACUGGAUUGAUGAGGUCGCCAAGUGGGUUGCCACGGGGCAACAUCGCAUACCCGGGAACCCUGCGCUGCCGCCGUUUCCCGGGGCGCAGCAUGCUGCUCUGCAGGCGUCAUCGUCGUCGUCGCCGGCGCUGUCCAGCGUGCGGAAUCCGGCUGCUGCACGCCCGAAGCGGCCGCGCGUGGACUGGGUCAUUGAGCCGGCGGAUAUGUUAGCAGAUGUGUACUGGCUGGAGCAGGAUGAUAAUAAGAAGUUGGUCGAGGACCGGCAAUGGAGGAGGGUGUUUCCGCAGCGGUCGGAUCUGGGCAAGCAGCUCGCACACGAUGAUCGGCUUGCUGCGACGCCGGGGUCGGCGAGGGACUCGUCGGAUGCGCAUACGCCGGGGGACAAGUCCACGCCGGAUCUGCCUACCUCUUCGCAUGAGCAUGUCCUGACUGCGGCAAGGGAUCGGGCGCAGCAGAAACUGCGCGCGCUUAAGGCUUCCCAUCAUCGUCAGGCGAGUGUUAUUACUAAUAGGGAUUUGUUAAGGCUGCAUCGGAGUUCCAUGUCGGAGUCGUCGGAUACGGAUGGGACGGAUCGGAGAAGAUGGAGGGUGCGUCCGCCGGGAGGGAAAUCCGUACUCGAGCUCAAGGUGGAGGAGAUGUAUGCCAAAGAGCUGAGGGAUGCUGAGUCGCAUCCGCUGUAUGACCCCGAAACGAAACAGCUGAAGCAAAGUGAACCAAUGACGCCCGAACAAGGUGGUCCAACAGCCUCUUCAAUCCGGGCCCAUCGCCGCGCAAGCUCGAGGAUGGAUUACUCCGACAGUCGCACCUCCGCAUCCGUUAUCGGUCUCGGCCUCAAGCCUCUGCCCCUCCCCCACGGCGGAUCGAGCCCCCAGCCCGGGGCACGCGCAAGCCUGGAAGUGCCCUCCCGCGUAGGGAGGUUCUCUAUGGAGGAGGAAUCCUCGCAGCCUACGACACCCGAGCUCCGUCCCGCAAGAGAGAUUGGGUUGAUCCCGCCUAUUGGAAUGGACUUGUCGCCACUUUCGCCUAGCAGGCCUAGUUCGCCACCACGUGUCAGCGGGAGUAGUAGUAACCCGCUAACGAAGGUGCGGAGUAUUUUUCAUGAUCGGAGUAAGGAGCGGCAUGCUGCUUCUGCUACUGCUUCUGCCUCUGCCUCUGCCUCUGCCUCUGCCUCUGCUGCUGCUGCUGCUGCUGCUGCUGCUGUGGAGACACAGACACAGGAGAGGUUGCAGGUUGGGGCUGGGGAGGAUGGUUUGAAUCCGGCUGUGCUGUCUGAUGCAGCGACGGCGUCGCCCGAGACCGGCCCGAGUAACGUUCCUUCGCCUCAAAGGGGGUUGUCUAGGAGUCCGGGGGAAAGGGCUACCGCUUCUGGGGGUGCGGAGGGGGCGAAGUUGGGUCAUCGGCCGAGUAAGAGUGUUAGCAGUGGGAAGUUGCGCGGGGAAGAUGGCUCGUUGAGUUUCAGGUCGCUGUUCCGCGGGCCGAGGAUUGAUAGUGUCUUGAAGAGUGGCGUGUCCAAGGUCAGUGAUUUGUUUUGGAGGGGAGGGAGAGACGGCGUGGAAGAUAGGUUGUCUGGGUCGUCGGAUGAGGGUGAGGGGGAUGAGGAUGCGACCGCGAGGGUGAGAAAGGCGAAGAAGGAGGAGAAGACGCCGCCAAGGGAUAAGGAGAAGGGGCUUGAGGCGUCACCACAUUCGAUUCCGGGGUUGACGGUCUCGUCGGCGGAGCAGGGCAACCAACAGCAGACUAUCAUGCUGCAGCAUCCUCCUGCCCAACCCCUCAGUCGGAGGUCGUCCCGUUUCGAGAUGCUCAAGCCCCCCAGGAUCGACAUCCAGUCCGCAUCCGCGUCAUCAUCAUCCCCAAUCCCCCAGCUAGUCGUCCCCGAGAGCGUCGCUUCCGACGCAGAAUCAACCACUGCCGCACAAGACAGAGCCCGUCUCGCCGGCUCACGCCUCGACGCCGUCGUGACCGGCCUCGCGCCAACAACAUCACGCCCCUCUCAUCACGCCUGGCCCGUCCCAGGGGGCGGUAUGGCCCCCGUCCCCAUCCUAUCCCGCCGGGACGUGGCCCGUGUGCGCGCCAUGCUCCUCAGCACAGGCAUCCACGCCAGGGAAUUAUCUCGUCGAGCACAUACCUCUCCUCUGCUACCUCCGGCCGAUAUUAUCCCUUUCUUCUUCUUCUUCUUCUCUUUUCUUCUUCGAACCAACAACAAAUGA
Molecule: messenger RNA, 3318 nt
Organism: Thermochaetoides thermophila DSM 1495
Lineage: Eukaryota; Fungi; Ascomycota; Sordariomycetes; Sordariales; Chaetomiaceae
Exons: 1
Coding region: 1-3318 (1105 amino acids)
Source: RefSeq, a predicted model, not a curated record